AUGUCGGCGACGACGAUGAAGACGGCGAUAGUCACAGGUGGCUGCGGCGGGAUCGGUUUCGGGCUGGUCUCCCACCUCCUCUCCAAACCGGACUGGCGCGUCGUGAUCGCCGACAUCCGCGCCGACGCCUACACUGCCAUCUCCGCGUCGCUGGCGCGCGAGGGCCACAGCGACCGGGUACUCUUCGUCGCCACGGACGUCGGGUCGUGGGACUCGCAGGCGUCGCUGUUCAAGCAGGCUUGGGAGUGGUCGGGCGGGCGGGUCGAUUUCUUCGCGGCCAACGCGGGCACGGCGGAGAGGGAGCAUAUCGCGCUGGCGAAUCCGUUGGCUGCGGCAGCAGACGACGCUGAACCGACGCCGCCCCCUCUGCUGUGCACGCAGGUCAACCAGAUCGGCGUCUUUUACGGGCUCAAGUUGUUCGUCCACUAUGCUCGGCGCACUGCGAAGGCCUUGCAUCUCCAAUACUCCUCCGCCGCAGCAACAAACGGCAUCGAUCCCGCUCCCCACAACCCAUCGUCAUUCCUAUCCCCCUCCGCAGCCGCAGCCUCAUCCCUAGGCUACCACCCAAAAAUGGUCAUCACCUCCUCCUGCGCCGGUUUGUACCCUUUCCCCAUCGCCCCGGAAUACAGCGCGACAAAACACGCCGUGCUGGCCCUCACCCGCUCCGUCGGGCCCGUGCUGUACUCGACCGACAACAUCGCCGUCAACUGCAUCAACCCGGCGUACGUGGACACGAACCUGACCCCCUCGGAAUUAACCGCGCAAUGGCCGCCGCAAUGGAUCACGCCCAUCAGCACAAUGGUGCGCGCGUACGACGAACUCAUCUCCGAAACCGGCCAGGUGGUCCAAGACGGCAAGUCUAACGGCGAGGAUGGCGUCGUGAAAACGGGCCAGAGCGUCGAGUGUGUCGUGGACAAGCUGUUUUAUCGCAGACCCGUCGAGUAUGCGGAUGAGAGCCAGAGGUUUCUCAUCGAGCAGGCCUUUGAUCUGAAAGAGGGGCUGUGGUGGAAGGGCGCGAGGAAGAUGUUUGAGACCUUUGCCAAGCAACAACAGCAGCAGCAGUAG
Fonsecaea multimorphosa CBS 102226 is the source of this 1065-nucleotide messenger RNA. RefSeq lists its product as uncharacterized. The record is from RefSeq and is a predicted model, not a curated record. Lineage: Eukaryota; Fungi; Ascomycota; Eurotiomycetes; Chaetothyriales; Herpotrichiellaceae. Gene Ontology annotation, molecular function: oxidoreductase activity, acting on the CH-OH group of donors, NAD or NADP as acceptor. Gene Ontology annotation, cellular component: cytoplasm. Bases 1 to 1065 code for a protein of 354 amino acids. The transcript is spliced from 2 exons.